Choloepus didactylus (southern two-toed sloth) is the source of this 5252-nucleotide messenger RNA. RefSeq names its product O-GlcNAcase (gene OGA). NCBI's taxonomy places the organism in Eukaryota, Metazoa, Chordata, Mammalia, Pilosa, Megalonychidae. Gene Ontology annotation, molecular function: beta-N-acetylglucosaminidase activity. Bases 432 to 3188 code for a protein of 918 amino acids. Gene Ontology annotation, biological process: glycoprotein metabolic process. The transcript is spliced from 16 exons. The record is from RefSeq and is a predicted model, not a curated record.
GCGCAGUGCGGAUAAACAGGAAGCGGGCGGUAGGGGCAGCGGCAAAGGAGACCUAGGGGCUUCGUGGGGGAAGCAGCGGAAGAAGGAGGAUAAUUGGGAGGUAGCAGAGGCUUCCUGAGAACGAGAAAAGGAGCUUUAGCCGUCUACCUCCAGGGAACAAGAGGUUGUGACCUUAUUCUCUCUUCUGGCUCUCGGCUUCCCAGCUUAGGCUGAGGCAGCCGCUUACAAAGGGCUCGAGCCGGUGCCGCCGCCCUUUUCAUCCGGGCAUUCGGGCCCCUUCGGAGAGGGAGGGGGAAGGGCAGAGGAGGAGGGGAAAGAGCAGGAGGGGCGCGCGUUCGGAGCUGAGGCCCUCUCCAGGGCUCCGGGCCAGCGGCCCAACGGACGGAGGCCGAGGAGGACCUGCAGAGGUGGCGACGGCCAGAGGCAGGAGGAUGGUGCAGAAGGAAAACCAGGCGACGCUGGAGGAGCGGGAGAGCGAGCUCAACUCCAGUCCUGCCGCUGCUGCCUCCGCGGGAGCCACGUUGGAGCCGCCCGCAGCGCCGGCUUCCGGAGAGGACACCACCACCGGGGCCGGGGGAGCAGCGGGGGCCGGGGCGGCAGGAGGGGCUCGGAGAUUCCUGUGUGGCGUGGUGGAAGGAUUUUAUGGAAGACCUUGGGUUAUGGAACAGAGAAAAGAACUCUUUAGAAGGCUCCAGAAAUGGGAAUUAAAUACUUACUUGUAUGCCCCCAAAGAUGACUACAAACAUAGGAUGUUUUGGCGAGAAAUGUAUUCAGUGGAGGAAGCUGAGCAACUUAUGACUCUCAUCUCUGCUGCACGGGAAUAUGAAAUAGAGUUCAUCUAUGCUAUCUCACCUGGAUUGGAUAUCACCUUUUCUAAUCCCAAAGAAGUAUCUACAUUGAAACGCAAACUGGACCAGGUUUCUCAGUUUGGGUGCAGGUCAUUUGCCUUGCUUUUUGAUGAUAUUGACCAUAAUAUGUGUGCAGCAGACAAAGAGGUAUUCAGUUCUUUUGCUCACGCCCAGGUCUCUAUCACAAAUGAAAUUUAUCAGUACCUUGGAGAGCCAGAAACCUUCCUCUUCUGUCCUACAGAAUAUUGUGGCACUUUCUGUUAUCCAAAUGUCUCGCAGUCUCCUUAUUUGAGGACUGUGGGUGAAAAGCUUCUUCCUGGAAUUGAGGUGCUUUGGACAGGUCCCAAAGUUGUUUCUAAAGAAAUUCCAGUAGAGUCCAUUGAAGAGGUCUCUAAGAUUAUAAAGAGAGCCCCAGUAAUCUGGGAUAAUAUUCAUGCUAAUGAUUAUGAUCAGAAGAGACUAUUUCUGGGUCCAUACAAAGGAAGGUCCACAGAACUCAUCCCACGGUUAAAAGGAGUCCUGACUAAUCCAAAUUGUGAAUUUGAAGCCAACUAUGUUGCUAUCCACACCCUUGCCACCUGGUACAAAUCAAACAUGAAUGGAGUGAGAAAAGAUGUAGUGAUGACUGACAGUGAAGAUAGUACUGUAUCAAUCCAGAUAAAGUUAGAAAAUGAAGGCAGUGAUGAAGAUAUUGAAACUGAUGUACUCUAUAGUCCACAGAUGGCUCUAAAGCUAGCAUUAACAGAAUGGUUGCAGGAGUUUGGCGUACCUCAUCAGUACAGCAGUAGGCAAGUUGCACACAGUGGCGCUAAAGCAGGUGUAGUUGAUGGGGCUCCCCUGGUUGCAGCACCCUCUUUAAAUGCCACAACUGUAGUUACAACAGUUUACCAGGAGCCCAUUAUGAGCCAGGGAGCAUCCUUGAGUGGUGAGCCUGCAGCUCUGACCAAGGAAGAAGAAAAGAAACAGCCAGAUGAGGAACCCAUGGACACAGUAGUGGAAAAACAAGAGGAAGCAGACCACAAGAGUGACAGUCAAAUACUAACUGAAAUUGUAGAAGCUAAAAUGGCAGAAGAAUUGAAACCAAUGGACACUGAUAAAGAGAGCAUAACUGAAUCAAAAUCCCCAGAGAUGUCUAUGCAGGAAGACUGCAUUAGUGAUGUUGCCCCUAUGCAGACUGAUGAACAGACAAAUAAGGAGCAGUUUGUGCCAGGUCCAAAUGAAAAGCCUUUGUACACUGCAGAACCAGUGACUCUGGAGGAUUUGCAGUUACUUGCUGAUCUGUUUUACCUUCCUUAUGAGCAUGGACCUAAAGGAGCCCAGAUGUUGCGGGAGUUCCAGUGGCUUCGAGCAAAUAGCAGUGUUGUCAGUGUUAACUGCAAAGGAAAAGACUCUGAAAAAAUUGAAGAAUGGCGGUCACGAGCAGCCAAGUUUGAAGAAAUGUGUGGACUAGUGAUGGGAAUGUUCACACGUCUCUCCAAUUGUGCCAACAGGACAAUCCUUUAUGACAUGUACUCCUAUGUUUGGGAUAUCAAGAGUAUAAUGUCUAUGGUGAAGUCUUUUGUACAGUGGUUAGGGUGUCGUAGUCAUUCUUCAGCACAGUUCUUAAUUGGAGACCAAGAACCCUGGGCCUUUAGAGGUGGUCUAGCAGGAGAGUUCCAGCGUUUACUGCCAAUUGAUGGGGCAAAUGAUCUCUUUUUUCAACCACCCCCACUGACUCCUACCUCCAAAGUCUAUACUAUCAGACCAUAUUUUCCUAAAGAUGAGGCUUCCGUGUACAAGAUUUGCAGAGAAAUGUAUGACGAUGGAGUGGGUUUGCCUUUUCAAAGUCAGCCUGACCUUAUUGGAGACAAGUUAGUAGGAGGCCUGCUUUCCCUCAGCUUGGAUUACUGCUUUGUCCUAGAAGAUGAAGAUGGCAUAUGUGGUUAUGCCCUGGGCACUGUAGAUGUGACACCCUUCAUUAAAAAAUGUAAAAUUUCCUGGAUUCCCUUCAUGCAGGAGAAAUAUACCAAGCCAAAUGGUGACAAAGAACUCUCUGAGGCCGAGAAAAUCAUGUUGAGUUUCCAUGAAGAGCAGGAAGUGUUGCCAGAAACUUUCCUUGCCAACUUCCCUUCUUUGAUAAAGAUGGAUAUUCACAAAAAAGUAACUGAUCCAAGUGUGGCCAAAAGCAUGAUGGCUUGCCUCCUGUCCUCACUCAAGGCUAAUGGGUCCCGGGGGGCUUUCUGUGAAGUGAGACCAGAUGAUAAGAGAAUUCUGGAAUUUUACAGCAAGUUAGGCUGCUUUGAAAUUGCCAAAAUGGAAGGAUUUCCAAAGGAUGUGGUUAUACUUGGCCGGAGCCUGUGACAUUGGUUGGCCUUAUGAACUGUCCAAAAGUCUCUUAACUCCACCUGGUGGUUGGUGGUUGGGGUCUUCAUACAGUUCAGCCUCUGGAGUGGCAACAGAAUCAGCCAAUUGGAUUGGAAACAAAGAAGACUAUGUAAAACUCACCCAUCAUACAUUCAGAUUACUCACUGGUUGGAAGAAAAUAGUAUUGUUGCAAAUCCUGUAUGAAACAGAUGUGGGCCUCCUUUUUGAGUCUUCUGUUAGGUGUCAAGACCUCUUACAGUGGCUUACAGAGAGGAGGUCUUCAAUAAAUGUAGCCAGCACUGUUCUGCAUCCAGUGUGAUUGCAUUUCUCACCUAAGAGUAAUCAAAAUCACUUCUGUUAUAUUGCUUGGUCUAUUGAAAGAAAUGUCUUGCAUUCUUUGUGGACAUGGCAGUGACCAGAAAGAUUUGGGGGUUUCAGAGGCUUCAGGAUGAAGACUCCAAGUGGGAUGGUAGUGGCAUUUAGUUUAAGCUAAGUCGGUGAUUUCAAUUUUGGGCAAUUUUCCUACUUUUUGUUAAGCUGUGGCCAGUAGUGACCAUUGGUUCAGGCAUGAUGUGCUUUGUAGGGACAAAUGUGCAGUUGCUGGUGGCAAAAGCCUCAAAAUGACGAACUUGUAAAUUUCUUUGUAUAUAAACUAGGUAUAACCUGAUUAUCCUUUGUGUUAACUGUUUUUAUAAAAAAAAUUUUCUUUUUCAAAGUGAACGGGUGUUGGUUAAAGAUGGCACUUUGAAUAAUGUAAAUCAUAGUAGAAGGUGGAUUUUCUUUACUUUUGUCUCUGUGGGUUUUUUGUUGUUGUUUUAAGGAGUUUUAUUAUUUUAAAAGUGCCUCCCACGUAGGGCUAGGCUAUGACCACUUUGGGUACGAGAGCCUAAUUUCUUUAAGCAAGACUCAGUCUGUUGCAACGUGCAGUCACUUCUGGAAAUUAACCUCAAUAGCAGGUCAGCAUGUGAAAUGUUAGAUUUGAUAGAGCUGUCAAGUAGGUUUCAGGGACUGAUUGGUCCCAUUUGCACUCCGAGCAGUUGUCCUUUAAUUUCAAGACCUUUUACUCCUGGUUUUGCUAAAUCAGAGUCUUUAAUUCUUGCAUGUUUGUAUCUAAUUUUUAAAAGCAGCAAAGAAUGAGCAUACUUAAUGACUUAUGGUUACCUGUUUCCCCCUUUAACCACAGAUUCUGAAAGCUUCAUGUAUUUUAAUUUAGAUUUGGUGUUUUUAAGGGUUCUGAGCAUGAGGGUGGCGGAUGAUCUCUGCAGGAUUCAUUUUUUUCAUCAUGGCUGGCUGACUUCUCCAUAGAUUCUUAACAGUAUUUUGUUAUCUUGCUUCUUGCAGUUUUGCAUCAGCUGUUCUUAAUUUUGAAAUGAGUGAAGGGGGCAUGGGGCAAGGAGACACAAACUUGAGACUUUUUUUUCCUUCUAGAACUCAGUCUCUGUGGGCUUUGAGAGUCUUAAAGCUUUGUACCUAGUGUACCUAGUGAUUUCCAACCAGGGCCUGAGUGUGCACUGUGUGUGUUGAGAGGAGGGGAGGAGCGAAAGGAGGCUUUUGCAUUUUCAAAGGUUAGAAACCUUUAAUAGAAGGAUAUCAUAUGUUGGAAAGCUGGAAUCAAGAUUGCAUUUUUUAGGACUGAACUGAAGGGAAAAUCCCUACUAGGAAUUGUUUCAAACAGCUUACUGUCACUCAGUUUACUCUGAGAGCAUCUCAUAUAUGAGUGGACAACUCUGGCAAUAAUCUUGUCUGGAGGAUUUCAGGGUCAUCCUCCUAAGGAAUCAGGAUAUUUUAGCGAGUUUGCUUGUGGCCGUAUCUUGGCUUUUAAUCACUUUGCCUGGCCUUUUCUGUUCACAGAUGCUAACUGUGGAAGAGAUGUCCAGACCUAUACCUUCAUUAUUCUAGGAUCAUAAAAUGCUAUGCUGACAUCUUCCAUGGUUAAGAAUUUUUAUUAAGGUUGAAAUGACGCUUUCAUUGUUUGUUUAGAUUACAUCUCAGUUCUUGUAGAAAAUGAACUGUAAAACUGUCUGAAGACCAUGCAAGAGGCAAAAUAAAACAUGAAGUGAA